AAUGACUACCGAAUUGCCCUAGAUGGGCCAAUUUGCCAAAAUGUUGAAGUAUCGCUUUAAGGCCCCCUUUCUGAGUGGGCUCGUACCCUACGGGUGUGAUCAUGAGGAAAAGAGCGGGAAAUUUAGUAAAAAGUGCGUGAGAGUCCCCUAUUGAAUGUUUGCUGAGUGUGAGAUAAUGACAACCAGAUGUGGUAAUGUUUAUAUUACCUCCUGACUUAUGGAGAGUCCGUGGAUGCAAUGUCACAUGAGUGUAACGUGAUUAAUAGUAAGACAGAUUCCAUGAGGGGACUGGCGCCCUUGGGGUGGACCCCUGGGGGCUCCAUCCAUCCAUCCCUUUGCAGAGAGACAAAUAUGGUCUGUCAGUGUUGCUGACUGAAGCCUGAUGAGUACCAUAUGUAGUAAAAAUAUGAAUUUGGUGUGUGUGUGUGAGUGUGUGUGUGUGUGUGUGUGUGUGUGUGUGUGUGUGUGUGUGUGUGGGGACCGUGGGGGUACAUCCCGCACCCCCCUCCCAUCUUUCCCCGCCAAGCGUGCCUAUAUAUUUCUGGGGGUUUGAACCUGAGCACCACAUUGUUGGAGCUUGGGGUAUCAGAGUCUUGGGUUGUGGAGCUUCAGACUGCUGCAUCUUCGUCCAGCAGGGAACCACAUCCGACCUCCGAGGAAGACUGACUUCUCUACAUCAUGGGGAGCACCUGCAUAUCAGGGGUAACACUGGGAGACAGUGAGGGUCUGACAGUGGAAAGAUCGCCUUCAAAUCAGGACCAACUCAUCAUUGACCUCACCACCCCACCAGCCUCCCCCACCCCUACGAGGUCUUCGCCCGCAUUCGGCUCUCUCUGGACUCCAGCUGCCCCUCCACCAUCACCGAGUACUGGGCCAUCUCAUGCAUUCAGCUCUCUUUGGACUCCACACACUGUUGGCGCUGAUCGAAUUGCGGUUGUUCCACCAUCAAGAUUGAACGAUCCUGAAAGAGAGGAAGAGGCUUCAGGAGUUGCAUCUGGGGUUGACUGCGAAGAGGAAGGAGGACAGCAAGCCUCUGCAGAAGACCGGAGCGAAGAUGUGCGCGGUGAUUAAGGCUUCCAGAAAUCGUAGAAAUCUUCCAACAAAUCUUCCCUCUUCUUAUCUCCCGCGAUGUAAGCUGCAGUGAUCUCUUCAACCUUUUCCAGAAUGUGAUCUUCUUCCCUCAGAUCAUAAAGGAAAGCGUCAGCUGCGCCUUCCACUCUAGCCUCCACGAUAUCCAACCCGAUUUUCUCCAGGGUGUGCUUGAGAGCCGGAAGAAAUUCCCAGGACAGCAAGUCCACUACUAACUCUUCAAAGUGAGCAUAAAAAUAUCCGCGACCUGGAGGGUACAGACAGGCGUGUUGAAUUUGACUCGGGUGAUGUAUUUGACAGCCAUAGCAGUUUUUUUUCAUAUGGCGUACCACAACUGCUUUCACCGCUGUAGCCACACAAGCUUUUACAAUAUCCAGGAAAUCCCCACUCGUUGACAAUCGAGACUGUGGCAGAGGUGACCCAGGCAUGCCGUUGAAGAGAGUGGGCCCGGUGUACACUCUAGCAGGCCGAGGCAGAGAUGUCCCUGGCAGCGAGUUGAAGAGAGUGGGUGGAGUGUAGACUUUACCAGGGCGUGGGAGAGGUGUCCCCGGCGGGAGGGCAAAGAGAGUGGGCCCGGUGUAGACUCCAGCCGGAGGUGGGUCUUCAAAGCUCUUAUACUCCUCGCCCCAGUAUGAGCAGUACGGUGGAGGACCGCAUGGUACAUCCCCCGCAACGCCCGCCUUGUGGAGAGAGUCUGCAGAACACGUGCCACCAUACGCCGAGCUUAUGAAUCCUUCAGCACGAUCGUUCGGCAUCUCCGCUUCUUCUUCUUCGGUUUUACACUCCGUGUAAGGGGGCGAAUCAACCCCCCGACAUCCUCGGAAAAUCGGUUGAUACACCCGAGUAUCUCCUGAAGACUCUUGAGAAAGGUCCGGCAGCAGGCUGAGAAGUUCUUCAUCGAGAAGAUCUUGUCCAGGUGAGUCCGUUGCGUUGACUGAAAAAUCUGACAUGGUGCAGCGUAUGAGUAUAGCACUCCGACUAUUUGCCCUUCAAGCGUUCAAGUAUAUA
Messenger RNA from Salarias fasciatus (jewelled blenny), 2097 nucleotides. RefSeq lists its product as uncharacterized. The record is from RefSeq and is a predicted model, not a curated record. NCBI's taxonomy places the organism in Eukaryota, Metazoa, Chordata, Actinopteri, Blenniiformes, Blenniidae. Bases 679 to 1071 code for a protein of 130 amino acids. The transcript is spliced from 5 exons.